This is a messenger RNA of Emericellopsis atlantica, 699 nucleotides long. RefSeq lists its product as uncharacterized. Lineage: Eukaryota; Fungi; Ascomycota; Sordariomycetes; Hypocreales; Bionectriaceae. The coding region runs from base 1 to 699 and encodes 232 amino acids. The record is from RefSeq and is a predicted model, not a curated record. The transcript is spliced from 3 exons.
AUGCAGCUGACUUCGAUUGCUGCCAUCGGUGCCUUCGCUACCGCGGCGGCUGCCGUCAACCUUGAGCGCGGAUUCACUUAUCCUGCCAGUGUUCCGCAUGUAGAGAAGCGCCAGACCAGUGGUCCCAAGUACGAGUGCCACUCCAACUGCGGUUAUGCCCUCCAAGCUGUCGAGGACGGCGAUGAGGUCUGCAACGACAAGGAGUGGAACACGCUGUAUCAGGGUUGCCUCGACUGCGCGCUCGAGUUCGACAUUUGGCGCUACUAUGGCGGUGGCCUGACCCCAGCUGCCAAGGCAUGUGGCCUCUCCACCACGCCUACGCCCGCUGACGGCGGCGAUGUCGAUGAACCAGCAUCGACGACCACGGCUCAGUCUGCUACAGCUGUUCCUGUGUCAAGCACCACUUCUGAGGAGCAGGCCACAACCACUGUCAUUGAGGAGGUUGUUACCAUUACUGCCGUAUCCUCUGAGCCCAGCCAGACGGGCGACUCCGCCCAUGUCGACGACCAUGUAACCGAUGUCGACCACGGCCACUCUGAAACCCCUGCUUGGAGCACGACCCAACUCCCUGCCACCACUAGCCAGAACAAUGGCACCACUCCUGAGCCCACCAACGUGCCCGGUGCCGCUGCCCAGUUCUGGCUCUCCAAUGUCGUCGUUGGUGGUGCCGCCGUUGUCAUCGCGGCCAACCUUCUGUAA